This is a messenger RNA of Triplophysa rosa, 3331 nucleotides long. RefSeq names its product CCN family member 1. The transcript has 5 exons. Gene Ontology annotation, cellular component: extracellular region. Gene Ontology annotation, molecular function: protein binding. The record is from RefSeq and is a predicted model, not a curated record. Lineage: Eukaryota; Metazoa; Chordata; Actinopteri; Cypriniformes; Nemacheilidae. The coding region runs from base 73 to 1236 and encodes 387 amino acids. Gene Ontology annotation, biological process: signal transduction.
UCACAGGAAAAAACGCGUUUACAGUUUUAAUAAAAUCCAUUUAAACCUCAAACUGGAAUUUACUGCUUUAUCAUGAAGAUGAAGAAUUUAAUGUGUCUGAUGAUAUUUAUCAUAAUCAGCUUGAUCAGUUCGGUGAAAGCAGGGUGUCCCGGCAUGUGCGAGUGCCCGGCGGAGCGUCCCGUGUGCCCGCCGGGCGUGAGCGCUGUACCUGACGGCUGUGGCUGUUGUAAGGUGUGCGCCGCUCAGCUGAACGAUGACUGUCACGCGGGACGACCAUGUGACCAUCACAAGGGUCUGGAGUGUAACUAUGGAAACGACGUGGCCAGUCUCCACGGAAUCUGCAGGGCCAAACAUGAAGGGCGCUCGUGUGAGUAUAACGGCCGGAUGUAUCAGAACGGACAGAGCUUCCACGCCGGUUGUAAACAUCAGUGCAUCUGUAUCGAUGGAGCCGUCGGCUGCGCGCCUCUUUGCCCCACUGAUAUUCCUGUGGCUACGCCCUCCUGCCCCGCCCCCCGUCUGGUCAAAGUGCCCAGCCAGUGCUGCCCCAGCGUGGACUGUCACAGCCAAUCCUCCGUCCUGCCGCCCGUCUUCAGAAGGCCACAGUCGCCUCCGUACCUAUUCCCAGACCUGCACACCUUCAAAAAGCCUGGACUGAAGCCACACCCCUACAGACCCAAAAACUCACUGAGCAACGAACUGAUGGAGGUGGACAAAAAGUGGGAAACACCACGCAGUCGAAAGCACCUGCCAGCAUGGAAGCAGGCUGGGCGGCAAUGCGUCAUCCAGACGACAAGCUGGACACCUUGUUCCCGCAGCUGUGGGAUGGGGGUGUCCUCUCGGGUCACCAAUGACAACACUCAGUGCAAACUGGUGAAGGAAUCCCGACUGUGCAACAUUCGGCCCUGCAGCUCUGUGGCUGUGCCCGUGAAGAAAGGCAGAAAAUGCUCCCGUACCCAAAAGUCUCCGGAACCUCUCCGUCUGCAUCACGCCGGCUGCCGGAGUGCUCAGCUCUAUCAGCUCAACUACUGCGGCAUGUGCGUGGACGGCCGAUGCUGCUCGCCUCGCCGCUCCCGGACGGCCCCCGUACUCUUCACCUGUCCCAGUGGCGAGCGCUUCGAGAGGGCCGUCAUGUUCGUUCAGUCCUGCAAAUGCAAUGACGAAUGCGGCCACCUGAACGACGUGGCCCUGCCUCCCCAGCGCUGGCUCUACGGCGACAUGCAUAAGUUCAUCGAUUAGCACCUGUUUUCUGGAAGUCCCCCCACCCUGCCCCGUCCCAGCAGAUCCCCAAUAGAGUAGCGUUUCUAACUGUAACCGAGUAGACGCUAGACCAGGGCCUUCAACUGGAAUCCACAUGGAGAAGGGGCCAUUUUGGUUUCCAAAUCCUUUGGCCAGGAGUGGAUCGGAGCUUUAGAAUAGAUGCCCUUCCUGAUGGACAUCGCAGAAGGUUGUUGAACCCGGGUCGUAAAUAUAUAGGAAAGAAUUUUAUGAUUGGCUAGCCCUCACCGUGAGCAGCGAUGCAUUCUGGGGCAUCCGCACAGGUGGACACGUGUAAACUUGUGCUGGUCGUCAUGUGGACAUUAAACAUGUUCUUUGUUAUUACUCAUCAUUGGAGGAACAUAAGAGGAUCGGAAACACUUGGGACCAACAUCCGGCAAAAUACAGAGGUACCUUGACAAGUCUCUGGAAGUAAUCCAGGGUUUACCAGGGAGAUAUGGAUUUGGCUCUGUUAAAUGUAGACUCUCUGUUGAGUCCCAAACGAGAUGUCUUGACUGGAUUUGUACUCUGGGACUCCAUCAACUUACUGAGGGACAUUGGCCAAGCGCCACAGCACCCUGGCGUCAACACGCCAACUCCCCAACACCGAGCUAAUUACAAAUCGUGUGCAGGAAAGGAACUCAGUGACCCUCUGGUUGGCAAUAAAAUAUGUUAAAAACACCAGCAUCUGAUGUAAACAUGUAAUUUAAAAGUAAUGGGUGGGAUGUUCUCUCAAACGCUGCUCUGUAAUCUGCAAUGUGAUGCUCGUGUCUCAGGCGAAUGGUGUUUUAUGACCCAUCUCUAUUUCUGCCUGCUGGCACUGGUACAUGAGAUGAUGGAGGUGAUGUCAUCCGAGUCGUAACGAGGGUUUGAUCAGACAUUGAAAGCCAUGUUGACUUGGGGUUAAGGUCAAAGACUGAUUUUGUUCCAAGAUACAAAUAAACAUUUCUAAAAAAAAAAGUAGAUCCAUUUUGUACACAUUCAAGUCACACGAUAAUGCCAGACUUGUGUGUGGUUACCAUGGUAUUACUAUACUGUAUCAGGCUGUUGCAUUCUGGUCCAAAGAAGUGAAUCCUCUAGUUCAGACCCCUCUAGCAUCAAACUAUAUGCAAAUGUUGGGUUGUUUUAAUCCAUGGUUGGCUCAUUUAUGAACAAACCCAAGUGUUGGGUAAACUAACUCGAGAAAAUUCAAAAUUCUUGUGGUUCGUGCUCAAAUUGGACUCAAUGUCUCCAUUUCUAGUUUUGCUAUAAUUAGCGCUAACAGACCAAAAGCUUUUACCCAAGAGCACCUGUUAAAACCUACUGGUAGCUCCAAAGCCACUGCGGCUCACCAUAACUACAUUCAACUAAGAAAUGUAGUUAUGGUCACGCACUCCCACUGGAGUUUCCCAUUAUGGGCAUUUCGGUAAAAGUCUUCUUUAUAAAAGAUAAAAAAUCAUACGCAAUAUAUACAUCUGUACCCAGAAAUCAACGACAGAACAGAGUGUCCCCACACAUACAUAGGGAUGUAACAAUAUUACCGAUAUUGUGUUAUCGCAAUAGCAAAAUUCUCUCAAUAUUAUCUCGGUCACAUGACUGUAUGAAACGAUAGGUCUUCCCGGCUUGACGUAAAGUUAGAUAAAAGAACAGAUGUUACCUUUGGCAAGGUCCAUCUGAAGUUAUAUCUUUUAAAAGGGAUUUUUAGGUCAUUUUACCCAUCUCAUACAGGCAAGCAAAAGUUAUGAUUAGAGGAUGGGGAAAGGGGAUGCUUAUGGCACGUUUCCAAGUCAUCAUUGUCAUUUUAAAUAUUGCAAUAAAUAUAUUUUUUCAUGGACUUUAUGCCGAGGUAUUAUCGUACAGUGAGAUUUUGAUAUUGCCACAUCUCUGCACAUACACCUAGUGAAUGUCUACAGGAUUAUGAACGCAUGACAGACUGCUGGGUGACAUUAAAGGUGCGAAUUUGGUAUACAGGAAAUGACAUCAUCAUUAGCAAAGAGCAACAGAAAUUAGUUCCAGAUUAAAUCCUGUUUUAAAGUGAUCUGUCAUCUAUUAAGGCUGAAGAAAACCACUCAACACAGAUGAAAUAAACUCAUGUCAA